This is a messenger RNA of Astyanax mexicanus (Mexican tetra), 5300 nucleotides long. It is a transcript of the gene ccnd2a, whose product is annotated as cyclin D2, a. The transcript has 5 exons. Bases 239 to 1132 code for a protein of 297 amino acids. Gene Ontology annotation, cellular component: cytoplasm; nucleus; cyclin-dependent protein kinase holoenzyme complex. The record is from RefSeq and is a predicted model, not a curated record. Lineage: Eukaryota; Metazoa; Chordata; Actinopteri; Characiformes; Acestrorhamphidae. Gene Ontology annotation, molecular function: cyclin-dependent protein serine/threonine kinase regulator activity. Gene Ontology annotation, biological process: mitotic cell cycle phase transition; positive regulation of G1/S transition of mitotic cell cycle; regulation of cyclin-dependent protein serine/threonine kinase activity.
ACACACACACACACGCACAGUCGCACACUUCCCCAGGCACGCGCGCGCGCACACAUCGAGGGAGAAACUUGGCGAAAGGGAGCUGGAGCUGGAGCAGCUCGCGCUCUUACUGGGUUUCUAUAUGCGCGAGGAGCGUUCCGGGGAGGCUGCGAGCUUCGCGCUGUUGGAGUAGGAGCGAUACAGAGAGAGAGACAGACAGACAGAGAGGAGCGGAUAAAGAGAGAGAAAGAGUGGAGAGAUGGAGCUUUACUGCCUCGAGGCAGAGCCGAUGGUCAGAGCCCAUCCGGACCCGAACCUGCUGUCCGACGACCGGGUCCUGCAGAGCCUGCUGACCAUCGAGGAGCGGUUCUUGCCCCAGUGCUCUUACUUCAAGUGCGUGCAGAAGGACAUCCAGCCCUUCAUGCGGAGGAUGGUGGCUACCUGGAUGCUGGAGGUGUGUGAGGAGCAGAAGUGUGAGGAGGAGGUCUUCCCCCUGGCCAUGAACUACCUGGACCGUUUCCUGUCCGUGGUUCCGACCCGAAAGUGUAACCUGCAGCUGCUGGGCGCUGUCUGCAUGUUCCUGGCCUCCAAGCUGAAGGAAACGCGGCCGCUCACCGCCGAGAAGCUCUGCAUCUACACCGACAACUCCAUUAGACCUCAUGAGCUGCUGGAAUGGGAGCUGGUGGUGCUGGGAAAGUUGAAGUGGAACCUGGCUGCUGUGACUCCUAACGACUUCAUCGAGCACAUCGUGAAAAAGCUGCCGCUGCCUGAGGACAAGUUGGACGUGAUCCGCAAGCAUGUGCAGACCUUCAUCGCCUUGUGCGCAACAGAUUUCAACUUUGCCAUGUACCCUCCAUCCAUGAUCGCCACAGGCAGCGUGGGAGCAGCAAUCUGCGGCCUACAGCUCAACAGCACGGACCGUUCGCUGUGGGGGGACAACCUUGCAGAACUGCUCGCCAAGAUCACAAACACAGAAGUUGACGUGCUGAAGGCGUGUCAGGAGCAGAUCGAGCGCGUGCUGAUGAACAGUCUGAGGGAGGGCCGCCGGCAGCAGCACAAGCAGCAGCAGCAAGAUCAAGGAUCACGUAACAAAGCGCUGGACGACCAGGACCAGUCCAGUACCCCCACCGACGUACGGGACAUCAACUUAUGAGCUUGCAAAAGGAGAAGCGCCCGGAUACGUCGUAUAAAGGAAAAAAAAAAAACAACAAAAAACAAAAAUGACAAAAAAACACGAAAGCCCUGCUUGCUAGUCUUUGUAGUUUUUUUUUUCUUUUUUCAAUGAAAAAAAGUUCCCUGUAUAUUAUAAAAACAAAUCAAAGAGCUAUUUUAGAUACGAAAUAGAUAUUUUUUAAAUGAAUUGAAAUACUGAUUCAAAAAUCUCUAUGGUGCCUCAUAGAAGGGAAUCCUAUAGUGUUUCGCAGACUAUUUUUGAUUGUAUAAACUAAAAGGUUACAUUACAAAAAAAAAGCUGUAGUUUAACAAGGCUUUUAAAAAAAAGAAAAAAACAAAGAGUGAACUUUAAAAGACUGGCAUGUAAAGGUACACAAUUGCGGGGCUAUGUUUUUUUUCUGUUUUGUUGGUUCACGUUCAGAAAAGCCUGAGCUUGAACACACACACAUAGGGUUCCAUUAAGCGGGAUAGUGGAUGUUCCUCCACUUGGCCAUGCGUUUAAGGAUGUAAAAAAGGCCCAGAUGUGUGAGAGAAGAAGCCUCACGCUGAGAACAGGAUUCAUGUGUUCAGACACAUGAGUAGCCCUCUGGGUAAGAAUUUGGUUAGAUGGCAUUACUUGUCAACAAAUUGCACGUGGAAUCAGAAGCGGAAAUGGAGAUGAAAUCAAAAAAAGUUAUUUUAAAAGUGAUUUCGAGUAGAAGAUUGUGUGAUAAUCGCAUGGACUGCCUGUUUCCAAUGUGUCCAAACCAAAUUCGGCACAAAUUGCAACAAUUGUUGAAAUUUUAUAAUGUGUUUUGCCCAGCAUGAGGGGUUCAGAUGUCUUGAGAACAGGCUUUUAUUAUUACUAUUAUUAUUAUUUUAAUAAUAAUAGUAGUUUCUUAUAUAAUUUUAUUACUAUUAUAAUUCUCAUAAUGGUUAUUAUUAUUAUUAUUAUUAUUAUUAUUAUUAUUAUUAUUAUUAUUAUUAUUAUUAAAACAGCAACCUAUUGUCUCUUCUAAUUCUCAACAAAAUUCUCCAAUAAGCUUUUGUCAGGCUGCUUGUGUGUGCGUGCAUGCAUGCAUGUGUGUGUGGGAAAGAGAGAAAGGUGUGCGUGUGUGUGUGUGUGUGAGAGAGAGAGAGAGAGAGAGAGAAAGAGAGAGAGAAAGAGAGAGAGAGACGUAUAUGUGUGCUUAGUUUUGGUGAACCGCAAGCCUGCGAUUCAGGAUAAGGCCGCACAGUGAGUAUCACACAGGGGAAGAGAAAGGUCUAUAGCGCUUUCGCCUGCUUUCAGAGGGCCACGAGGGGCCGCCCGUAUCGCUGCCUUCUAUACAUUUGCUUUUUAUUUUGUGGCACGGGACCUAGGGCUGAGCCUGACCCGGUGCACAGGACCGAGAGGAGGCGAGACACCGAAAUGAUGAGAGGGAGGAGACAGAUGAUGUUUUCGUGUUAAAGGGUGUGAUGAAGGAGGUUCUGUUUUAUUUAAAAAAUAAAAAAAAAACCUCCAGCUGAAUAUUACUAUACAAUCAAUAUUUUUGUUUGUUCGUUUCGCGGUUUCGAGUUGAAGGAGCCCAAGGCUGCUUUGAUUGUCGCUCAAAGAGGUGCUAGAAUGGACCAGAGUUAGGAUUGUGUGUGUUCUACAAAGCAGUUUAAAUGAAAGUGCAGGGUGGUGUAAGAUUUCGAGAUCAGAUGAGACAGAUAAAGGAGAUAAAGGUGACGAUGAUGAUGAUGAUGAUGAUGAUGAUGGUGGUGACGAUGAUGAUGAAGCUGUGUAGGUUAAAUGAGAGAAGCUUGCUGCUGCUGAGGAGGACGUAACGUUGGCAUACAGGAGAGGAGGCCAAAGGAGAAGAUCAGUUGUGGUUUCCAGAGAUGUCUUGAGUUAAUUUAAGUUUUUUUAUCUAUCUAUCUAUUUGUUUGUUUGUUUGUCUGUCAGGUUCGUUUUUGUCUGUCUAGGUUUUUGGAUUACAGACCAGUAUCUAAACCAGUUGAAUCGACACUGCCAGCGAAUUCGUGGGGAAGGUGUUACACAGGGAAGCUGAAUUGAGUAGAGGAACCAUUUUGUUUUGCUUUUUGUUUUAAUCAGUGCGUCUGUAGUUCCUCGGUUUCAACAGCAAAGCACUUUUUGAGCACAUAUGCCCACCCCCCCCGCCCCCCCCCCAACCACCACGCCCCCCACCCUAAGUUCUUUAUGGGUAAUUGAUGGUGAAGGUGUCAUGUUUUUAUUGGCUACUUGCUUGUAUUUUUUGUUUUCCCAUGCGGGCUGGUCUCCCAUGUUCAAACCGUGACAUUGGACCCAGUAUGUUGGUACGCCAAUGUGGACAUUCCUACAACAGAAAAAAAAUAACAUUCCAGCAUUCCCAAAAAGAAUUGAAUAGAGGGAAAUUACAUUUAUUUUUUUAAAGCCCACCCUCCCAUUUACUUUUUUACGUUUAGCUUUCUGUUCAGUCAGGUGUUGAAUGGUAGUUCUUCUGUCAUAGAUGGUCAAAUAAAGCCUUACAACAUCGGUGAUUUGCACGCUCCAAGCGCAGAUUAUUUUUUUAUUUAUAGACGAACUGGUGAAGCUGCUCUAUCCGAGAAAUGAAAUGCCUUUUUUCAUAUGGUGCCUUGAUUCUAUGUUAUGAGUGAUGAUGCCCUGUAUCUCUGUGCAUUGAUCAGACUGCUCAUGUCGCCUGUAAAGCCCACUGUCCAGUCAUCUCCUUUACAAAAAAACAAAAACAAAAAAACUGCUGCUUCCAAAGGUUGGACUGGCAUGGGGUCAACAAAGGUUGCGUCGCUUUUACCAAGACUACGGCAGUGUGCAUCAACAGCACAGGAGUCCUCUCAGCCUGUGCUGAAGAGGUCAGGGGCAGUCCAGCUUUCUUUUGUCUGAGUGUAGUUGUUUUGAGUCUUUCUGUGGGUGAAGGAGUUUUUUGCUAUAAACCCCCUAUUCUGCCAACAUUAAACAUUCUAAAGAUGUUUGGGUUUCGUACGUCGGGUUACUUUUCCACUCUUGCACCAAAACAGCCCUUUGUCAGCUGAUUUUUUGUUCUGUUUUAUGUUCUCCUGUUUUAUUCCUUUUUCCCAGCUCUGAAACAAUUAAAUGAACUGUAGUACUGUUUAUUUUUUAGAUCCUAAGGGUGGUUAUGUGGUUUUGAGUUUUGGAUACAAACCGAAAUUAAGGGUUUGAGAUACUGUAUUCCAAAGUGAAGAGUGGUAAAAGUGGUUGUGAAGACGUCAAUCAAGUGUCAAUAUUUUUAUUGAGUUAUUAUUAUUGUUUUUUUUUUUUUUCGCUGCUAAAAGGCUAUGAUUUUUUUGUUUCAUCUUAUACACAAAAAUAACAUAGUUGUGAUGUCACUUGAGUGUGCUGCUAUUUUAUAAACAAUUGUAUUAUAAUUAUUUUACUGCUUACAGAAUACUUUGAAAAUGCAGAAGUAGAGGGUGAUAGAAGAUCCUAAAAAUGAAAUGAAACGAGUGUUUGACUGGAAAUCCUCUUUUUGUACAGUAUGCUCUUAAAGCAUGGUCCUUUUGCCUUUUCUUUUCUCUUGUUUUCCUGCUCUUCUUUUCUCUGCCACAGUCUGUAAGUAUGGUAUGUCUAUACCUCAGGUUUACUGGACAAAAACAAAAAAAUGGAUCUCUCAGUACCUCACAACUCAUCAGUUUAUGGGGGCCUUUGAAGGACAGCACAAAGAAUGGAUUGCAAAGCGGGUACUUCUACUUCUAGUGGUCUCCUGCUUAUGGACAGCACAAGGCUCCCACCUGGACUUUAACCAACCAUAGUGGACGGGGGGAAAUGUCUGUGUUUCUUCAGAAAUGGGUGUUGGAACUGAGCUAAACACAAAAACCAUUAUCUCUGUAGAUGUGUGCGGAUUGUCUGCAACAUAAAGUCUGGACUGUGUACAAUCUUUCAAUUGACCAAGUACAUCUCAACAUCUCGCACUCUGCUUUGGCCUUAACACACCUAAAACCAGGCCAUACAACACUGUUGAAGUGUGCAGAAGUUUCCUUGACUGUAACAGCCCAACACAAGUCUUACCACCAUGUUACCGCCUGAGUUACUCAUCCAGCACUUGAUUGUCAGAAAUGACCCUAAGGAUUCUGUCUCCUCCCUCCACUAUGACCAUAUCAUGUACCUCAAAUAUGUCUGUUGCACAACCUCUGUCCAAUAAAUAUCUGCUUCAAAGUGUGUGGCGCUA